Messenger RNA from Cimex lectularius (bed bug), 2390 nucleotides. It is a transcript of the gene Tgt, whose product is annotated as queuine tRNA-ribosyltransferase catalytic subunit. Bases 1041 to 2060 code for a protein of 339 amino acids. The record is from RefSeq and is a predicted model, not a curated record. Gene Ontology annotation, cellular component: cytosol. Gene Ontology annotation, molecular function: tRNA-guanosine(34) queuine transglycosylase activity. The transcript is spliced from 11 exons. Lineage: Eukaryota; Metazoa; Arthropoda; Insecta; Hemiptera; Cimicidae.
GGUCGGAGCAAGGCGAGGACCGGGAUUAUGCGUCUGCCACAUCACGACGUCGAAACUCCCGUUUUCAUGCCAGUCGGCACGAAGUUGCUGCAGAUCAACUGGAUGCGGAUGGUGGUCAAAAAACCUUCUCUGCAAUGCAUCCCAUGUGCGCUCAAUGGGAUUGAAGCCUGGAGACAAUGGGAAAAGGGGCAGUUGGGAAAUUACCAAGUUUUCUAAACAUUGAUGAACAACUCCGCCUAUAUGAAGUCUGGCAUUGUCAUCCAUAAAUCGGAAAUCCCUUCCAAUGAGAUCCCUGGUUUGAGCGAGGUAUUCCACGAUAAUUUCUUUGACAUAACGGAUUAUGGUGAGGUUGCUUUCAGCAAUAUGAAUUCCAGAUCAGCAUACUGUAAAUCCCAGCACCAUUACCCUACUUCCUCCAAACUGCACUGAAAUGAGCACAAACAUGGGGCAUUGUAUGCAUCAUCUGUUCUCGGUGACUCUUCACCAUCUGCUAUCACUAUACAGACAUAAAUGCGACUCAUCAGUAAACAUGGUUCCAAUUGUGUGUUCUCUUCUAGGCGCUCGCUCCACCAAAUUCUCCAGAGUUGCUGGUGGCAGCCUUUGCCGCAGGUCAUCUCCAAGGGGCAUACAAUGUGAGGCCAACUUCCCACAAACGAUUGUUUGUGUUGAUAAAGUCCUCGCCAAAAUAUCUUUUACUUCAUUUAGGUUCUGGUGUGCACUAUGGAAAGGGUUCCGUCUUGCAGCAAUGAAAUAUUUCUUUCCCCCCUUAGUGUCAUAAAGCGCUGAGAUCCACUACCAGGCCUCCUAUUGGCACUUACAGUCUCAAGGAUUAUUUGGCUAAAGCCCGGGAGACCAUGCUCUGAGAAAUGCCAACUGCCUCUGUGAUAUCCACUUGCCAGAGACUCAAUGACUCAUUCUCACAAUAAUAUUGCAAACUUCUGGUUCAAGAUGAUGUCUUUCCAUGGUUAAAGAGAAUAAAACUGGAUUAAAAUGGAGAAAAGGGCACAUUGAAAGGGCUCCUACCAGAUCAGUUAGAAAAUAUGGACUGUCAGAUUAUGUUAGGAAACACUUAUCAUUUAGGAACAAAACCAGGGCCAGAAAUUAUAAAGAAAGCAGGAGGUCUACAUAAAUUUAUCGGUUGGGGUAGGGCUUUGCUCACAGAUUCAGGAGGUUUUCAAAUGGUGUCUCUCUUGGAUUUGGCCGAAAUUAAUGAAGAAGGUGUUAAUUUCAAAUCACCGUAUGAUGGCUCUUCUUGCCUUCUGACGCCUGAACAUUCCAUACAAAUACAAAAUGCAAUCGGAGCUGAUAUUAUGAUGCAAUUAGAUGAUGUUGUGAGCGUACUAGUAACAGGUCCCAGAGUAGAAGAAGCAAUGAAUAGGACGACACGAUGGUUGGACAGAUGUCUUAAAUCUCACCAAAGACCUCAAGACCAGAAUAUAUUUCCAAUUGUUCAAGGCGGUCUUGAUUUGGAUUUGAGGUAUGAGAGUAUAAAACAGUUAACACAAAGAGAUGUAAACGGAUUUGCUGUCGGUGGUAUAAGCGGGGGAGAAGAAAAAGACGACUUUUGGAAGGUUGUCCAUUUCUGUUCGAAACAUCUCCCACAAGAAAAGCCGAGAUAUUGUAUGGGCGUUGGAUUUGCAGUUGAUUUAGUAGUUUGUGUUGCACUAGGAAUGGACAUGUUUGACUGUGUUUAUCCAACAAGAACAGCUCGGUUUGGUUGUGGACUCGUUGAAACAGGACAAAUAAAUCUAAAGAAUAGAAAAUAUUCCAAAGAUUUUCGUCCGAUCCAAGAAGACUGUGAAUGCACAACAUGUAAAACUUACUCUAGAGCAUACAUUCACUCAAUUGUUAAUGUCGAAACAGUUUCGUGUCACCUUCUAUCCGUACACAAUGUUUAUUAUCAGAUCAAAUUGAUGAAAACAAUUAGAGAAAAGCUUAAAGAAGGCAAAUUUCCUGAAUUUGUACAAGAGUUCAUGUCACGAAUGUUUCAGGAUAGGGAAGUACCAAAAUGGGUGAUUGAUGCUUUGGAAAGUGUUAAUAUCAUUUUAAAAACAGAAUAAAAUUUACGUAUUCUCAAUAUUACGCCAUUGUAAAGUGUAAAAACCCUUAAAAAGAUUACAUCAUCAAUGGUUAUUUUUAUCUUUCCAAAACCCCACACAGUGCACUUCUUUCAGUAAACUGCUUACACUACAUAUGCUUGCCUUGAACCUUGCUCUUUUUGCAAAUACAGUGAUUGCUGCUUAGUCCAUUGCAGUCGGGCAACGAUAAAAUUCAACAUAAGCAAAACUUGAGAAAUUGAAGCAGGUCAUCACAACACGGAAAACUGCUCGCUCUUCUACAGCCGGGAAAAUAAAGUGUGUAGUAGAGUUUUGAAACUUCGGAACCGGAAA